GAUCAGGAAGUUUGUGCUCUCUGCGUGGCUCAGAAGUUUUUCCACCUACUAGGACGCGGGUGGGGUGAGGGAAACAGGUGUCCUAAAAUAGAGCGCAAUCUUCAGCUUGCCUCCAGCCGUGAUCCAGGAGUAACAUCAGAAACAGGUAAGAAUGACCACUUUAACUCACCGGGCCCGUCGCAUUGAAAUAAGCAAGAACUCUGAAAAGAAGGUGGAAAAUGAGGAAGGUAACAACCAAGAGAGGAGUCCUGACAGUGAAGACUCUGGAGACUCUAAGGAUAUCCGCCUCACACUUAUGGAAGAAGUAUUGCUCCUGGGACUAAAAGAUAAAGAGGGUUACACAUCUUUCUGGAAUGACUGCAUAUCAUCUGGCCUACGAGGGGGCAUCCUGAUAGAACUGGCCAUGCGGGGUCGAAUCUUUCUGGAACCCCCUACAAUGCGUAAGAAGCGACUACUAGACAGAAAGGUACUGCUAAAAUCAGACAGCCCAACAGGUGAUGUUUUACUAGAUGAAACCCUCAAACACAUCAAAGCAACUGAACCCACAGAAACUGUCCAAACGUGGAUAGAGUUACUCACUGGAGAGACCUGGAACCCAUUCAAAUUACAGUACCAGCUGAGAAAUGUACGAGAGCGAACUGCAAAAAACCUAGUAGAGAAGGGUAUUUUAACCACUGAGAAGCAGAAUUUCCUGCUGUUUGAUAUGACUACUCAUCCAGUGACCAAUAUAACAGAGAAACAGCGACUAGUGAAAAAGCUUCAAGAUAGCGUACUAGAGCGGUGGGUCAAUGAUCCUCAGCGUAUGGACAAGCGAACACUAGCACUCCUGGUGCUAGCCCACUCCUCCGAUGUGCUAGAGAAUGUCUUCUCCUCUCUGACAGAUGACAGGUAUGAUGUGGCAAUGAAUAGAGCCAAGGACCUAGUAGAAUUGGACCCCGAAGUGGAGGGGACAAAGCACAGUGCCACAGAGAUGAUCUGGGCUGUGCUAGCAGCCUUCAAUAAAUCCUAAAGCCGGAAGGUGGGUUUCUCCUUUUCUCCUGCUGGCUGGUGACUGUCAGAGACUCCAUCGUUGAUUUUUGUGUAAUGAGAUGUGUUUUCUUUUUUUUUUUCCUUCUCUUAAAUCAGACUCAUGAUUUGAGGAGAGCAACUUCAGGGCUUCUCCAGAGACCUUGACCUUUAUAAGCAGACUUUAUUUCUCCCUAUACUUCUACCCCAUAGGUAGAAUAAACUGAGUGAACCCACACACACCCAGUAAACAUUUUCUUCCAUUUCUUGGUUUAGUUUCAUCCAGUGUGCUUUUGGAUAAACAGGAAUAUCUAAGUGGCAUUUGGAGUUCUCUAGCCACAGAAUGUGAAUGAGAUAAAGAGCAAACCAUUUAUUUUAUUUUUCUAAGUUUGUUUUCUGUCUUAAAUACAUGUUUUCACAGCCUUUGUCUCAAUGUUUUUCUCUCAGAUUUGGCUAAAUAAUGUAGCUUAUUGAAAUAACUGUUUCUUUGAAUAAGGGGCAAUGGAAACAACACUAAUUUUUGAAGCAGAUGGUCUCUGGGAUUGUAUGUUCUGCUAGUGAUUUUCUCAUCUUUCUUUUUCUAACCUAAUGAGAAUGUACCAAAUUUGAUUACCUGGAUCUCAGUCCUAGAGCCAGAAAUAUAUUCUAUACCCCCUCUUAGAAUUACUAUGCUCCUUUAUCAUUACGAUAAAAGUCUAAAUUUAAAAAAAAAAAAUUUCUCUCAAUUACCUCCUUCAUGCCAUUAGCAUUAGAAUUUGUAAGGGAGGGAGGUGGCAUGAGAAUUUCCAUCCUUUAGCAUAUGACUUUCCUGUUUUCUCCAGACUACUUUCAAUGUCUCUGCCCUGAUUGAAUUGAGGGUACUGUUAAGGUUCAAUUGCCAAAUAGCAGCACCCUGAGUCAAGACAGUGUAAAUGAACUCCAGAUAUUGUUCCUUUUUUUUUUGGCUUCCUACCUAAAUUGAUAAAUUCUGUCUAUGUUUAAGGGUUUGGGGAGUAGUUUUGUUUAUAUUUAGUCCACAGAUACCCUCUUACUCAUCAAGGUCUUGUUUCAGCACAACUAUCUUUCUGGCCAAAUCUUUAAAUGUUCUUCAUUCACAGUGAGGGCAAAGAGAAGCUUUAUUAAGAAAGAUCCCCAUACCGGCCAGCCACCCAGAAUAAUAAAUAAAUAAAUAUCCUGUUUAGAGGGGCAAUUUAUUGUCAAAAGUAUACUGAUUAUUAAGUCUAGUAUUUAGGGAUGUAAAGAGGACAGGCACCGAGUUGUGCUAAUGUCAAGCAUUUAUUAACUGGAUCCUGACUCUUGAGUAUUACAAAGAAACAGGUUGUCAAAGGGUUAAUACAGUUGACCCAGACCCAACAUCAGAUCCUCCUGAUCAGAAGUAAUUUACUGAAUGAUUGUAACUUCAUCUUCCCCUAACCUUACCUACCCCCACAAAAAUUCCCCAACUCAACAGUUUUUUUGUUUUUCUCUUCAGGUAUCUCUUGGUGGAUAGAGAUAUAAACUGUAAUGUGAAACAAAUUCUAACUUUGAGGCCGAGUAGAGCUUCGGUCUGGCUCUCUAAA
This is a messenger RNA of Cynocephalus volans (Philippine flying lemur), 2564 nucleotides long. It is a transcript of the gene GOLPH3L, whose product is annotated as golgi phosphoprotein 3 like. NCBI's taxonomy places the organism in Eukaryota, Metazoa, Chordata, Mammalia, Dermoptera, Cynocephalidae. Gene Ontology annotation, molecular function: phosphatidylinositol-4-phosphate binding. Gene Ontology annotation, biological process: retrograde vesicle-mediated transport, Golgi to endoplasmic reticulum; Golgi vesicle budding; Golgi organization. The record is from RefSeq and is a predicted model, not a curated record. The transcript has 5 exons. The coding region runs from base 152 to 1009 and encodes 285 amino acids. Gene Ontology annotation, cellular component: trans-Golgi network; Golgi cisterna; cytosol.